AUGGGGCGCGAGGGAGGGGCGGGGGGUGCCCUCGGCGGGUGGGUCUCGGCGCUGGGCGCCGCGGCGGCCGCUCAGUUCGCCCGCGACCCGCUGCCGCACGCCCUCCCGCCGCUGCCGUCGCAGCGUGCGCCGCACUGCCCCUCACAGCCGCGGCGGGUCUUCGCGGCCGCUGGUGCGGGAGGCGGGGCCGCGGCGGCGGGGGAAGGCGUGGCCGGGGCCACACGCGCCGCUGCCGCGGCGAGGGGGGGCGCCCCACCGGCGCCGGCCCCACCGGCCCCCGCCGCCCCCGCGCUGUCGGAGGUGAAGGCGCAGAUGCUUGACGUCACCGAGAGGCUGCGGCGGGCGCAAAGGCUGCGGGACGACCUAGUGCUGCAGGAGGACGAGGAGCACGACGCGGCGGCGGCCAUUCUCGAGUGCGAACGCGCCGUUGCCGAGCUGGAGGCGCAAUUCCUCCGCCUGCGACAAUUGCAGGCGACCUUGCUUCGGCGCCCCCCGCCGAGUGCUGGCAGCAGCCCCGUUUCCCCUGCGGCGGGGCGGGUGUCAUGUGCCGCCGCUUCCUCCGCUGCGGCUGCUGCCUCCGUGCGGGCGACGGCGGAGGUGCCCACAACACCGCUGGGGGCUGCCUCUGCUGGCUUCGGCUGUGGAAGUGCGGCAGCGUCCGUUUUCGAGCGGGGCGGUGGCGCGGUUGACGGGGCCAGCUCCGCCCCCGAUGCCGCGGAUGCGGGGGGGCAGCGUCCUGGGCGGAUUGCGGGGGAAGGAGAGGGGCGGCGCACAGAUGUCAUGCCCCUCCCCGAACUGCGGGAGGAGACGCCGCACGAGCCGCGGCUCCACGCGGGCAGCGCGCGUGAUCGAUUCAGUUGGGAGACAUACUGGCAGGAGGCAUCCCACCCGCUGCAGCGGGGCAGCUCCCCUGCCAGUGCGCCCGUCCAGCUGCCGGUGAACCCUGUUGACCGCUACAGGGGAGAGGAUUUCGUCUGGUCGGCGGAUUUGCGACGGACCAUGAUCGAGGUGUUUGGUCUGCACCAGUACCGUUUCCUGCAGCUGGAGAUCAUGAAUGCGUGCAUGGAUGGUCGCGAUGCGUUUGUGCUGCUGCCAACCGGCGGGGGCAAGUCGCUCUGCUACCAACUCCCCGCGCUGAUGCCAAACCCGGCGCAGGUGACCAUCGUCAUCUCCCCCCUCAUCUCCCUCAUCCAGGACCAGGUGUACGCCCUCAUCGCAAACGACAUUCCCGCAAUAGCGCUGACGGGACAGACGUCGGACGCACCACGGCGGGCCCUCUUUGCGGAGUGGGCGUCGGGACGCAUUGUGCACACGCUAGUGUACGUCACCCCGGAGUACUUUGGGCGGAGCGACCACUUUGUGCAGUGUCUCGUGCACCUCGCCCACCGCCGCCUGUUGAGCCGCUUCGUCGUGGACGAGGCCCACUGCGUCUCGCAGUGGGGGCAUGACUUCCGCCCCGACUACCGCAAGCUGGCCAUACUGAAGCAGCAAUUCCCCGUGACCCCCAUAUCUGCCCUCACAGCGACGGCGACGGACCUGGUGCAGCAGGACGUUAUCAGAACGCUGAGGCUGCAGGAUGCGCUGGUCUUCAAGGGCUCCUUCAACCGCCCGAAUCUUUCCUACUCCGUGCAGAAGGUGGGGCGUUCCGUGGGUUCGGUUGUGGUGGACCUCGUCAAGCACCGCUUUCCCCCGCGGUCCUGCGGCAUUGUGUACUGCCUCUCGCGCAAAGACUGCGAGAAGAUGGCAGCGGAGCUGGUUGGGGCAGGGAUACGCGCUUCGUACUACCACGCCGAGGCAAGCGGGAAGAAUGAGAAGCAGGAGCGGUGGACGAAGGAUGAGCUGCAGGUCAUAUGCGCCACGAUUGCCUUUGGGAUGGGGAUCAACAAGCCGGAUGUGCGUUUUGUCAUCCAUGCGGCGAUGCCGAAGUCGAUUGAGGGGUACUACCAGGAGAGCGGGCGCGCGGGGCGUGACGGACUGCCCUCUGCGUGCAUUCUACUGUGCUCGCCGAGCGACAAGCAGCGGCACGAGCAGCUGAUAUACGGCAGCAAAGACUGGAAGGCCUCCAUGGCCUCUCUCUAUCGCAUGGCGGCGUACACCAUGAAUGAUGUGCACUGCCGCCGGAUGCAGCAACUUGGGUACUUUGGGGAGGCGAUGGACGAGCACUACUGCCUGACGCAGCCUGAGGGGGCUGUGGCGGCGUGCGACAACUGUGCGAGUAAGCGGAGUGGGCGUUGGGAGGCAGAGAAGCUGGACGUCUCUGCGGUUGUGGUCGACCUGUUCAACGUCGUGCUGCACCUCGGCUCGCUCACGUCGAAGCAGCUGAUCGGCGUCUACCGCGGCACGGCGGACGUCGGCAAAGUCGUUGAGCUCCGCAUGCGGCAAAAGGGUGUGCCGCCAGAGUACAAGAUGGGCGCGCGUCACAGCAAAUUUCUUCUGGAGCGUGUCGUGCUUGAGGCGCUUCUUCUUGGAAUUUUCAGGGAGCGGCUGGAACGCGUGACGGAGUUCGUCACCUGCGCGUACAUUGAGACGGGCGAGGGCGAGGGGGCAAAGGCCCUCCGCGACGUGCAGGGCGGCAGGUGCCGCGUCGUGCUCCCGGUGCGCGGGGAGAGGCGCGCCGCGGCGGCGCCGCCGGAGGCGCGUCGACCCGCCGACCCCGUCGACGCCGCAUCUGCCGCAGCGCCCACCGUUGGGAGGCAACGCGGCGCGGCGGCGGCACUUUCCACGGCGAACCCGGGGGAGUCCGCGCAAAGGCGGAAACGGCGGCGCGCGGGGCGUGCGCGUUCGGCGUCGGCGUCCGCCUCGUCCUCCGGCGUCUCCGCCGCGGGCGACGGCUCCCUCGCGGACUUUGUGGCGGAGGGGUCGCCCGCCACCUCCCUGUCUUCGUGCCCCCCGCCGUGCAGGAAGCGGCGCCGCCGCGCCCACCAUCCAUCGCCCCCGUGCGCCGCGGGGGAAAGCGAGGCGGGACUGGCGGGGAGCAGCCCCACGGCGCCGUUGCUCUCGGCCGAGACGCCGCGGAAGGCGGCGGCCCCAGUUUCCGCGGCGCGGCUGCGGCAACUCGAGGCGGAGCUCCUUGUCCGGAUGGAGGCGCUCGUGCAAUCCCUCGCCGAGCGCUCAGAGGGGGGGCGGCAGUACAACGUCCUGCCAAGGAAGACGAUGCAGGUGCUGGUGGCGACGCUGGCGGAGCCCGGCUGGGGCUCCGUGUCGCAGCUGGGCGACCUAGAGGGGCUCGGUAAGAGCAAGGUGCGGAAGUUUGGCGCGGACAUACUGCGGCUGUACCGACAGUUCCGGCACGAGCACAUUGGGGAUGUGGGCGAGCUCACGCUGGUGGAGGAGGAGAUGCUCCGGCAGACGACGACGGCGGUCGCCAGCCGCCAUCGCCUCCCGCGCGGGGACACGCACGCCGGACAGCUCAUCGACGACGAGGGGACUCCGCUGAGGGCACGCGGCCCCAGUGCCCCCGCGCCCCCGCAAGGGACCCGGCUGCUGUUGGACUCCGACGGUACGCCGCAGAAGCCGGCGCGUCCAGCGGCGACGGCCACCGCGGCGGCAGCAGCAACAGAAGGCGCUGCAAAGUUGGCUGGGGCCGCACCGGUGGCAACUGCGGCGGCGGUCCCCGCGCUGCCGAAGAAGACGUUGUUUAAAAUGCCGGGUGGGACCCCCGGCGGGGGCGGACCACCGCCAGCGCCAGGGCGCCACCAGCUGGAGCCGUCGCCGCCGCGUCUCGCGCAAAUAUUCACUGUGCCCGAGAGCCCGCUGCCGCGGCGCGGCGCCUGCACCGCGUACGACCCAACGGCGUCCCUCCCGCCAGCCGCUCUCACGCCGUCGAGGCGGGUGCCGAUGCCGCAGCACACCGUGGAUUCCUUGGUGCUCUUCCCUGCCCCCCAGCAGCAACAGCAACAGCGGCUGACGCGGCCACCCGUUGGGCAGGAGGUGCUUGGGGCAACCCAGUUUUCUUCUCCCGCGGAGCCAGUGCUCCUUGCGCAGCGCCCGGCGCUGGAACCGAUGGGCGUUGAUUAUUUGAUGCAGAUGUGCGAUGAGUCUAUCGCGCGCACGCCGCUGCGGCCGGCCGUUGGUGCCAAUUUGAGUGCAGUUGGCCAGCGCCACGUCGACAGUGCUGGGGGCGCGGAGUUCAUCACAGUGGACUCAGGAGACGACGAGUAG
Trypanosoma conorhini is the source of this 4161-nucleotide messenger RNA. RefSeq names its product putative ATP-dependent DEAD/H DNA helicase recQ. NCBI's taxonomy places the organism in Eukaryota, Euglenozoa, Kinetoplastea, Trypanosomatida, Trypanosomatidae. Gene Ontology annotation, cellular component: nucleus; chromosome; cytoplasm. The coding region runs from base 1 to 4161 and encodes 1386 amino acids. Gene Ontology annotation, molecular function: 3'-5' DNA helicase activity; four-way junction helicase activity; nucleic acid binding. The record is from RefSeq and is a predicted model, not a curated record. The transcript has a single exon. Gene Ontology annotation, biological process: double-strand break repair via homologous recombination.